Caenorhabditis elegans is the source of this 1082-nucleotide messenger RNA. RefSeq names its product Nematode cuticle collagen N-terminal domain-containing protein (gene col-176). Lineage: Eukaryota; Metazoa; Nematoda; Chromadorea; Rhabditida; Rhabditidae. Gene Ontology annotation, molecular function: structural constituent of cuticle. The transcript has 2 exons. The record is from RefSeq and is marked reviewed. Bases 31 to 924 code for a protein of 297 amino acids.
AAAGAACUCAAUAGCCACACCAAACUGAAGAUGUUUGAGGAGAAACUUCUUGUGUCUGUCGCUUCGGCCUUCUCUACCCUCGCCAUUGUUGCCUGCCUCGUUGUGGUCCCAUCUCUUUAUGCAACAAUUGAUGAGAUUCACGCUGAGGUUCUCGAUGGAGUUAAUGUGUUCCGUGUUGAGACUGAUUCUGCUUGGACCGAGAUGAUGGACAUCCAAAUUCUUGUCACACCACCAACCAAGCCACGUGUCAACCCAUUCAACUCUGUCUUCCGCCAAAAGCGUCAAACCUUCUCCGGACUUCCAGCUUGGUGCCAAUGCGAGCCAACUAAGCCUACUUGCCCACCAGGACCACCAGGACCACCAGGACCAGCUGGACAACCAGGAACCCCAGGAGCCCCAGGACCAAAGGGACAAGACAGCACCACAACCUUUGCUCCAAUCAACUGCCCAACUGCCCCAUCCGACUGCAUCAAGUGUGCUCCAGGACCAGCCGGACCUGCUGGAUCAGCUGGACCAGCAGGACCAAAGGGACCAGAUGGACGCCCAGGACAGCCAGGAUCUGCUGGACACCCAGGAGCUCCAGGACAACCAGGAUCCAAGGGAAACAAUGGAGCUCCAGGAGCCGCCGGAGGGCCAGGACAGCCAGGACGUCCAGGAAAGGACGGACAACGCGGAAAGGGAUCCGCUGGAGCUCCAGGAGCCCCAGGAAAGGCCGGACCAGCCGGACCAGCCGGAGGACCAGGAAACAACGGAUCCGCUGGAACUCCAGGACCAGCUGGACCAGCUGGAAACCCAGGAACCCCAGGAAACAAGGGAUCCGAUGGACACCCAGGAACUCCAGGAGCCCCAGGAGGACCAGGACACGAUGCCGCCUAUUGUGCCUGUCCACCAAGAUCUGCUGUCUUCGUGGCCCGUCGUCAUUAAAUUUUACUUUUUCAAUAAACUCAUCAGCAUGCAUACAAUCUUUGUUUUUGUUCCUGAAUAACAUUCAACAAGAAAUUUAAUUGUUUUUUGUCAGUCUACUAAAUUGCACUGGACUUUAAAUUCUUAUUGUUUUCUAUACUUAUGAUUUCAAGUGAAAG